GAAUUGGAGAUACACGGCAGAAAGGAAAUCAUUUUCCUUGGGCUACAAGAUAGCGCACACGCUCGGAGAGAACACCACACGGAUUGGAAGAGGCGAGAAAAGCAAGGAGACUGAAAUAAAAAGAAAGCAUUUGUUUAUCUUGGGAGUUAUUUUGUUACGGGAGAAGAGAGGAAUAAUAUAUGACCAAGAAACGGGAUUCGUGUCAUUUCCAACAAUAGAUUUUUUCCCUUCAUCGAAAACGAGAUGGCGAAGUAGCGGAAUGUGUAAUUAGGAGGAGCCACAUUUAGAUGUUUUUCAGUUAAGGCGCACGGAUUUGUUUGGAAUUUUGAAAGACUAUUUUCGGUUUGCUGAAUCAAGAACCGUGGGUGGAUGGGCAUUUGUGAUCGGGGUUAGAAUCCGUCUGUUUUGUUAAUGCAUAUUCUUGCCAUAAUCGAACAAUACAGCGAGUUUAUUUCAUUGUUAGCGUAGACACGAAUCGUACAGAUUGUUGCCGAUGACUCAUAGGCUACGUUGAAUUCAGGGUCUACCUUUAUCCUGCCAUAACUAGCUAAUUGUUCUACGCAGGCUUUAAACGAAGCAAGCUAUUUACGAAUAGGUAAUGGUAAAAUAAAAUAUAUAAAUGUAUACAGACAAAUGCCGCGGAGACUCUUAAGUGUUAUUCCUAGCACGUUGUUUGGAUUGAAUCCGUACCUUAAUUACGUCCAGGCCUAUAUAGCUAAUUAACAAACAGUGUAGGCCUUGACUAAGUGACUACAGUGUUGCAUAAAACUGGAAUUAUUAUUCCGAAACCUAAUAUCAGUAGAACUGUUUGUCUUUGCAGUUUUUUUCUUGGCGUCUAGAUAGGGAAAAUGAAUGCAUAGUUAGCCUAUUUAAUAUAAUGCAAACCUACCGAUAAGCAAUCACGCGUGUACUGUGGCUAAUGGAUAAGUUAUUCUUUAAAAUCUGACAUUUUGUAGUAGAUAAAACGUUGUAAUACGGUUCCAUGUUGUUCAGUAGAUCACAGAAUUAAACCAGUGUGAACGGAAGAGAGGAGGUUACUGAGCUUGUUAUUGGGGCUGAGAGAGCUAACGUUGCAUCUAAGAAAGGUUAGGCUACAUUACAGAGAGGGGACACGCUAAAACGGGAAGGGGUGUUAGGUAAAAUAGAUACGGGGGGAGAAUCGUUCAAUGUUAAUGUCGACCGACGUCGCUUCAAUUAUGCUUCCCGUUACCCGGGGAAUCAUGGACCGGGAAAGGGACAUGGACACAACAGUCGGAGCACACACGAACCCGGCUGGAGGCGCAGCCCCUGUUCGGGGGAUGAAACGAGGAGACCCGGAGCCAGACGCACAAUCAGCAGCCACCUUGAGUGAAUUAGCUGGGGCGGAGUGCAAACGACCACGGAUAGACGGAUCUACCAGUGUCGGUGAGGUCGGGCAGAACAAUGACCCCUUGACCCCUGGUUUCCUUGGAUACCCACCUCACAGUCAGGGCUCGCAAGAUUCGACAGGGGGUCAAGAGGGGCUCGUGCCACCCUUCUCUGCUUACCCGCCCCCGCCCCCUCCCCAGAAUGGGCUGGGGGCAGAAUUCGGUGGCAGUUUGUUUGGGGCCGGAGGACAGGGUCCCGCGGAGGCCGGGGCCGGGGCGAACGGCUCGCCGAACACCCCCAGCAGCCUCAGCGCGCCGCAGACAGAUGGCAGUUCUCCAGUGGAGGUGGGCGGUCAGUGCGGGACGGGGGCGGGCGGAGUCGUGGCAGCUGGAGGCGGAGCGGGAGACUCCGCGGAUUCCAAGGGGACCCCGAAACGUCUCCAUGUCUCCAACAUCCCCUUCCGCUUCCGGGACCCUGACCUCAGGCAGAUGUUUGGGCAAUUUGGAAAAAUCCUGGACGUUGAGAUCAUUUUCAACGAGAGGGGGUCAAAGGGUUUCGGUUUUGUGACGUUUGAGGCGAGUGCGGAUGCUGAGAAGGCCAGGGAGCGGCUCCACGGUACUCUGGUGGAGGGGCGCAAGAUUGAGGUGAACAACGCUACGGCCAGGGUAAUGACCAAUAAGAAGAUGGUCAGUCCUUACCCUAAUGGAGAGGCUCUCAGCACACUGCCCUACGCGGGGUGGAAGCUCAGUCCAAUGGUGGGAGCCAUGUACGGGCCAGAGCUCUAUGCAGUUCCGGGGUUCCCGUACCCCUCGGCGGCGGCCGCUGCCUCCACGGCCGCGGCGGCGGCUUUUCGGGGCGCCCACCUGAGGGGGCGGGGCCGCCCCGUUUACAGCGCCGUCCGCGCCGCCGUGCCGCAGCCCGCCAUCCCCACCUACCCUGGUGUGGUGUAUCAGGAUGGGUUUUAUGGAGCUGCAGACCUGUAUGGAGGUUAUGCAGCCUAUCGCUACGCUCAGCCUGCUGCUGUAACCGGGGCAACAGCUGCUGCAGCAGCAGCCGCCUAUAGUGACAGCUAUGGCAGAGUAUACACGGCAGACCCCUACCACGCCCUGGCACCUGCCGCGGCUGCCGCCUACGGUGUGAGCGCCAUGGCUAGUCUGUACCGGGGUGGAUACAGUAGAUUUGCUCCGUACUAAAACUCCGCCCCUCCCCCACCACACCCCUUUUUGGAUUCCCCGGGCGUCCGAUCCCUCCUCCACACUCAUCCAGAAGCUCUCUCCCUGGCUCUCAUUACUACUUGUGGGUUUCUUUUUUUCUUUUUGGAUGAACGUAUUUAAUGAAGAUGGAUCAGCUUUUGAUGGGCUAGUGUCUAGUUAACUGGGCUCUGUGACGUCAUUCACCGGGAGAGGGAACCGUAACGUUUGCCAGGUGACACCUGUGAAAUGCCAAGAAAGCUACCAAACACAACGCACCUGCAAAACUAGUUCAGCACCACAAUUUCCCUCUAUCUGGCAACCUCCUUAUGAGGAUCAGAUCUACAGCUGUAGAUUCUACAGUCAGUUAUAUACACACAUAAACACACACACACACGCAGUUACACACUCAGCGAGCUCGCCCAUCUCAGGCUCACUGGAGACUACACUACAUUCUGACCUGCAGACUGUCCUGCUGUCUGCAGGUUUGUUUCAAAUUUUGAGGAAGGUUAAUAUAAGCCAGUGUUUUAUUUUCAUUUUUAUUGCUGCUUAGGCAACUUUCUCUUUCAUUUCCAUUAGCAAAAUGAAAAGGCUGCCCUGUCAUAUUGAUUUAAAGUGAAGGACGAACUCGGUCUGCCUCUGUCCUCCUAACAAACAUCUGCACUGAACACCCGACAUGCUCACGAUUCAGAAACACGCAUUCUACGCUGACAGGAAAAUGGAUGACUAAAUUGGAGCGACCCUGGUAGUAAAAAUGUGUAAUGACAAAUAUGGAACCAUGGCGACACCAGAAUGGACUUUGGAGCAUCAGGAUGACGCAAUGGAGGAGGGACAAUGCAACGACUCGGAAAUUGAACGAAAUGACACGAGCUGAGCGAGGAACUUUCCAGAACAGUGGAAGGCAGCAAACGGGUGUGUUCCCGCUGUUUGUCCCCCGAAGAGGACGGGGAUGAAACGCGUCUCCCCCGGCAACACCAAGCUAGAUUGAAAAUGACAAGGAAAAAACUAACGAGAAAAGACUUGUUUUUGUUCCGCAUUACCUCAUUUUUUUUUCUAUAUGGAAUAAAUAUCAUAAAACAUUAAUGAUGAUAAAAAAUCUAAUCAGUGGAAUUGGAAUGAGUUAACCACCAAAAUGAAAAGAUUAUUAUUAUUAUAAUUAUAUUAUUAUCACAUUUUCCAGUUAAUUAUUCCUCAUUAUCGCUGGUUAUUAGUAUUACAGAUAUGACUAUUAUGGCUGUUGAUGUUUCAGUUAUAUUACAGUGACACAAGUAUUCUGACCUGAAUCAUGCAUUCUCAUAACACACAUGGGUACACACUACCGUUUUACUGAAGAUUACUGAAUAUAGUACGCAGUUUAUUAGUGGAACAAAGAGGGGGGGAGAGACUCAAGGAGCUUCUAGAGAAUUCUUUGAACCCUUUUCUCUGUGGGACUACAUUCCAUUUCAGUUAGGGUCAAUAUUUUACGUCAAAUGGGUCGGGGAAGCAAGGUGUGCUGGUCAAACUCGGUCAAAAAACCUUUUAAUUGACAAGACCUCAACCACCCAAAGUUUGAACGACUGACGGUUAACUCAGGGCUUGAGAGAAGUCGUCGGACGCAAACGUUACAGACGUACCCUUUAAAAUGCCAUUUGCAAUUUUUGUUCUGCUUUCUGUCAAUUAAUGACACUAACCCUCCCCCCCCAGAAAGUGGAACAGUCCCAUUUGUGUCCUUAAGACAGACCCUCUUUUCAGGAGUUUUUGUGUGAAUGGUUUAGUCUGGUAUGUCAGUCAGUCACUGCCUAUUGCUUUUACAGAGGAUGUGACAAUGUAUAAAUAGUCUUUGUUGUAGUAUUAUGUAUAUCUCCAUUUACUCUGAAUAUGUUAUCACUGCUUUUCUUUUGGUUCCAAAGAUUCUUAAAAAGCACAUUUUUGGUCAAGUGUAUACACAUUAUUGUACUUUUUCAUGAUUGUUGUUGCUGUUAUUUUAGCUCAUGUUAUAUUUUUUUGUUUGUUAAACUUGUAGUUUUUUCUCAGAAUACGUUCCCUUCAGUCUGUUGUGUGUUCAGAAGGUUUGUGGAAUUUCAACCGCACUAUGGAAGAGAACGAGAAAGCGGGAUUGGGAGUUUUGGUGGCGGUGCGGUUCUGAUGAUGAAUCCCGACCGUUGUAACAAUUUAAGGAACAUCACCGGAAUGUCAUGUAGUGCGACGGCAGGGUUUAACAUUUGGAGUCCGUGCAGAUUCGGAACACUAAAGUAGUGUUUUAGGUGUAUGUGUGCGCGAUUGCGUGUUAACGUGCACAGAUGGAGAGAGGAUUGCAGGUAGACUGCAUCAUUAACUGUCCAAUGUGUGGGCAGGUAACUUGAGAUGGCUGGAUAUGAGGAGGAGAAUAAAUGUGGGGGGUAGAUGAAUUUAGGAAGAAUCAAAUGUUAAUCCUGUCACAUUUAAGUACCGGCUGGUUUUUAAAAUUCUAUUGUUUUUUUAAAGUGGACUGAACCAUCUUCAGGCGCAGUAGGGGGAGGGGAACAGGAUCGAGCCAUAUUUCAAUAUUUGAGUUCAUUGAAGUUACUUGCUGAAGUAACGAGUGAAAAAUUUGAAUUUAGUCGUUUUUAAAAUGUACAAAAAUUGUGAAAUUGCCAGGGUCUGUUUUUAAAUCUGGUCAAACCUCUUUGGUCACAUGACAAGGGGGCAUUUCAAGGCUGAACUGCAGGAGCUCUGAGGCCUAAACCACAUUUAUGGGUAAAAGAUGUGGCUGCAUGGACUAUUCCGUUGGUGAAAGUCGUGUCAUGUUUUUAAAGUAUUAAUAAAAGGUUAUGAUUGUA
Messenger RNA from Anguilla rostrata (American eel), 5335 nucleotides. Its product is annotated as RNA binding protein fox-1 homolog 2-like. Gene Ontology annotation, molecular function: mRNA binding. Gene Ontology annotation, cellular component: nucleus; cytoplasm. Gene Ontology annotation, biological process: regulation of alternative mRNA splicing, via spliceosome; nervous system development. The record is from RefSeq and is a predicted model, not a curated record. Lineage: Eukaryota; Metazoa; Chordata; Actinopteri; Anguilliformes; Anguillidae. The transcript has 13 exons. The coding region runs from base 1167 to 2540 and encodes 457 amino acids.